ACGGACCGUUGCCUUGGCAACGCAAACAAAAACAAACCUUUUUUCCAUUGCAAAACGGAAAACAGCUCAUUUCAGUUGGAUUCAAGGUUGUGUGGCACAGGGACACUUUUUUUCCUGUAAAAAAAAUGGACUGGAAACAUCUUUUAUCGUUAUCUCCGCACAAUUUAGACGACGUGCGCAAAGAUGGCGCAGCGCUAGAAAUUGCAAACCUCUCCACCGACAUCAAGCUGGACAGCAAAAGUAGCAAAAAGUUGUUCCGUUUGGCACAAGUGGCGUUGGCGUUCCGAAACGAACAGGUGAGACAGCUGAAGCAAACGCUUGUCGAAGGUAAGGACGAUUACGGCAGUCAAGAGCGGUUGAAGGAAUGGAAAAGAACGAUCGAAAAACUGGAGCUGGAGCGCCACACCCUUCGGACGAAGCUCAAGGACGUCACGGAGGAAAACUCCAAACUGCAGGCCAAACUUGCCGAAGGACUUCAUGUCGGUGGUAGCGAGGGGGAAGACUCGCCCGAUGCCUUAUCGGAGAUCGAGCGUCAGCAGGAGCUGUACAACAACAUCAGCAUGAAGAACAAGCACAUUAAGCGUCUGCUUCGCGAUAUUGAUGAUUUGGAGAAGCGAAACAGCUUCCAGGUGGACACGAUAAAUGGGCUGCAGGUUAGCUUGAACGAUGCCACGCUCAACAUCACCGCCCUGACGCACCAAUUCGAAGAGCUACAGGCACGUGCCAAAGAGCAACAAGAUUUGAAUGCGAAAUUGAAUGAAAAGCUCCAGCAAAUGGAGGGAGAAAUUUUGAACGUUUGCGACGAGAAGGAACACCUGCUGGUGGAGCUUACCCAGGCAAAUAAGCUGCACGCGGAUCAGGUCGCUGAAUGGGAGGCUCAGUUCGACAGGCGGGAGCUGGAACUGAACGAGCUGAAGGAUCGCUACGAUGAGCUGCUGAGCCAAUUCCCGGGCAUCGAUAUCGAAGCGGAACGGCGCGAGUACAAGCUCAUGAUGGAACGGCUCGAGGAGAAGGACGAAAUAAUCGUUGAUUUGGAGCAAAAGAUUUUAACCCUUUCGAAGGAAAUGCAUCGCUCGACGGAAGUGAUGAACCGGAUCAGUGAGGAGAAGGAGCGUGCGGGUCAGGAAAGGGCACAGGAAAGCCACUGCUGUCAAGAGUAUCGGGCGCAGCUGGACAAAGCUAACGAACGGUGUCGCGAAAUGCAGGAGAUUCUGGCCGACGUUGAGGACGAUAAUCGGCUGAAGUCGCGCCAAGCCGUAGAAGCGAUCGAAGCGCUGCGACGGUACGAAAAUGGGGAAGAAGGUUUGGCCAGUGCGCUGAAGAAGGUGAACCGGCUGCAGGAAAAGGUAAACUCGCGGGACAAACAGAUUCGUCAGCUAAUUGCGGAGAUCAAUCUGGCGAACGAGAUUGCGAUUGAAAAUGGUGUGCUACGAAAACGAUUAGGAAUAGAUGAUGACGAGGUUGUCGCUACGAGCUCAAUACUGGCCAAACAGAAAAAGAUUGCCAAAGUGAACGAACGGUUGGCUUUAAAGCUGCGUGCGUCAGAAGAGAUGCGAUUGCAGCUCAAGCUGGAGAAAAAUGAUCUCAAACGACAAUUAGCGGCACUGGCUCAGACUGUAAAAAGGCAAGCAAAAGAAAGGAGUAGCGAGCAGGAUGCGGAUCAGCAACCAGCACCAUCUCCAUCAUCUCCUAGUGGUCAAAGUGUGGCAGAAGUGGAUGGUAUCGAUUCCCCCAUUAGUGACGUGAAUGCCGUCAAGUUUUGUGAGAAAUGCUUGAAACAGUACAACCUGAGCGAUAGUAUGAAACACUGCCGGGCGUGCAUUUUCCGCCACAGCUUUAACUACUGCGACAGGUGCGUUGGACAGCUGAAAAUGAACUUCGAUGACGAUCGUGAGAAAGGUGCGCCACCACACGCGAAUGUUAACGAUUCCAGCUACCAACGAAUAGUGGAGCUGGAAAAACAAUACAUCACUGUGCUGGAGGAAAAUGAAAAUCUACGCGACGGAAUGCACGACAUUUUGGAAAAGCUCCGCGAGUACGACGCCAUGUCGGAUCGGCUUACGAUCGAUAAGGACACGCUGGAGAAGCUGCUGGCCGUGCUCAGUGUAAGACCCGCGUUCGCUUGGCAUGGUGGCAUGCGACUGCAGAGCGAUCUGCUGGCAGCUAGGGAGCGAGAGCUGCUACUGAAGGAACGCUUGACCAUCGUAGAUCCGGACGCAAGUGGGCGAAAAAGCAAGAGCGUCCAGUCGACGGAAAGUGUGAACGAUUCGGGCAAUGUUUGCAACGAGGACGAUAAUUCCGAAUCCAUCGAUCGAAUUGAGCCGGAGCAGCUAGACUUUAGCGAACAGGUUCUGCUGAAAGCGGUUGAAAUUGACCGCUUGACGGAACGGAACGAGCAGCUUAGAGUGGAAAACGAACGACUCCUGUCCGUGCAGGACGAAUUGCAGGUAACGCAAAAGCUGUACAACGAAAUGCUACACAUUACCCGUGCGUCUGACAGCGAAAAGGAUCGUCUGCUCGUCCAGACCGUCGAUCGGCUGAAGGACAUCGAGUCGGGCGUUUGCACACUGCAGCGAAAGGUAGACUUCCUUAAAGCGGACAACGAUAAUCUGCACAACUCGUUGCGUCAGAUCAAGAGUGAGUACUUAAAUUUGUUGCACGAUUUACGGCUGGAGCUGGCCAAAAAGAGUGGCGAAGUGAAGCAAAUGCAGCGUGUGGCUGGUGGGGAAAAGGAGGAUUCAUUCGACUCGACGGAUUGUAGCUCGGAUCAGGUUGAAAAGUUGGAAAGCGAGCUUACGCGUAUGAGGCACGAGGCGACCAACCUUUACAACAUAUUUUUGAAGAACAUCCAGGAGGUCGAUAAGGAUCAGCUGCUGGACGUAGAUUACGGAAAAGUAAAUCAACUGUCCAUAGUGGACAAUAGCCUGACGGUAGAGUUCGUGACCAAGGAAGAGUACAAACGGCUGAAGGAUCGGCUGGCCGGUUUGGAGCGUGAGUUGAACCGUGAGCUGGUAAGAAAUGGCCAUCUGGAGGAAUUGCUAACAGUAUCCAACGAACAAAUACGAUCGCAACAGUCGCUCAUCUCAAAGUAUUCGGAGGAAGAGGUGAGCCUGCGCCAUCUCGUGGUGGAUCUGCAGAGCGAAUCGAAUGAAAAGUAUUUAUUAGCCCGUACAAACAAAGAGUUGGAGCUCGUACGCGAGCAGGAGGAAAAUUUGAAGCUGGAGUGUAGCAAAAUGAAGCAAAAACUCUUGCAGAAAAUGGAGGAACUGGACAACCUCAAGCAGCGGUACGAUCAACAGGAGCGGGAAUUUAGGGCCCAACAAAAGGAUGACAAGCUUAAAAUAAGAUAUCUGAAGAAAAGCUUACAGCUCCUGGCAAGGGAUUACCACUCAUACCUGCCAACGUUUGCCAUCCCCGAGUUUAUCAAGAUGUACACGAAGGUGUUGGAGCUGCGUGGAAGUUUAGAGGAGGAGCAAAGGAAACAUCAGAAGGAAAGAAGGGACGAAGAGUACGAGCGAAUAUUUGCCAAACUGAAGGAAAAUGUUGAAGGAAACCACAUACAGGAUAAGAUUAAUUUGAUAAAGUUCGAAAGUCAAAGUGAGUAUUUGACAAAGCAGUUGAUACUGUGCCAGGACCAGGCAGGUCAGUUGCAGCGAGAAAACCAACAGUUACGAAUGAAGGAGAUCGACAGCACCAGACACUGGGACACGCUCGAGCUACUGUUCGGUGACGAGGCUCAACGGUUGCGCAAGGAUCGGGACAAAUACUUCGAUAAAGCAGUGCAAGUAACAGUGGAAACAUCAUCCAAGUGCAUCAACACGAUUCCGAUCAUCGAUGAUUCGGCAUUCGGCGAAGCGCCUAGGAGAUGCUCAUCCGGUGAUACAAUCAACGAUUACGAAGAUAGAAGUGAACAAAAUUUAACCGGAACACUGGCAGACGAUGACGCGCAGACGGCGAAACCCGUUCAAACGGUAGCUCAAAAAUCGCUCGAAUCGCAACUGAAACAGGCGAUGAUGUUGGCCUCUACUCGAAGUGCGCUGCUGCUGGAAGCCGAAAGUCGACUGUCCGAGUGUCAGGGACGGAUAAGGCUGUUGGAAAAGUCGCUGGAAGAGAAAGAUGGUCUGAUCCGACAGCAGACACAGUCACCCAGCGUUGUAAAGCAAGAUCGCGUGGAGGAUAGUAUUCUUAGUUCGACUAUAGGUUCGCUGCAGAAUCUACUGCUGGAAAAGGAUACCACGCUGUCCAGGUACCAGGAGCUGCUAAAAUCCGAACGCAACGAACAUUCGCAGGUGUACGACGAAAAUAUGGCGCAAAUACGAAGUCUUAAGAAAACGAUCGACGAUUUGGAGCAGAAGCUGUACGAGAAGCAGAAGGAGUGCGACAACAUCUCCACCCAGCUCAGUGACCUGCAUCGGCUUAAGGCACUGCAGGAGAGUGCUCCGGAAAAGCCGAAACCGGUGGAAGCGGAGGCAGCCGCCUCGACUGCCGGCGCCGGUGGUGGUGCGCUACUUUACACGGACAACAUCAUUGAAAACAUUUACGAGAUUGACGAAAAGAAGGAGCGCGAAAUACAAGAUCUUACCAUGCAGGUGAAGCUGCUCGAAGGUAACGUGCGGGAGCUCGAGAACGAACAGAAGCGCCUACAGUUACAGCUGCGAGAGGCGAAUGCUCGCGAGAAAAGGUGCGAGAAAACGUUACGCGAGAAGGACAUGGAGCUGGCCGCGGUAAACGAUCGGCUGGCGAAGGAAUCGAACGAUCUGCGCGAGUUUACCGAAACGAUCGCCACCGCCCAGGAGAUUGAGCAGCUGAAGGAGAUGCUCGAGGAGAAGGAUCGGCACAUACAAGAUCUGACCGAAACGCUGUCCCAGUUUCACGAGGAUCAGCGUAGCUUUAUGAACGAUACCUCGCUACACUCUGCCGAACAGGUGUCGCAGCUCAGUGCUGACCUGAACCGUAGCGAGGCCAGCAACCGGGUGCUGAAGACACAGAUCGAAGCCCUCAAGCGACAGAUCGUUAGUAUACAGCAGCGCGAGAAGCAAUCGCGUGAUCUCGUGAAAACGCUCAAAAAUCAACUGAUCAAACGUCCGGUCAUUGCGAUGAAAGCGGACCGUAUGCCUACGCCGCGAGAGGAUCAGCUUGCGCGCCGUGUACAGCUGUUGGAAGCGGAGCUGCUCGAUACGAAAGACGAGCUGCGGAAGCAAACGGCGAUCAAUGAAAACCGUCGGGCGAAAACGGCGGCCGAACUGGACCUGUGGAACAAGCAGAAACGCUGGCAGCAGAUGGCGGAACGGUUGAAGGUGCAGCUGAAGGAGCGGGAAGUGGAGUUGGAAAAGGUGAAGGUUCAUUUUAACACUGCCAAAACGACGAUCGCCCGGUUGGAGCGUGAUCGAACGCGGCUGAACAGUGGCGGUGCGGGAGCGAGUGGAUCCGCGACGCUGCUGGACAAUAAAUAUCAACCGUCGGGAUCGCCGGAUCAGUACUGCAGCACGGAUAGUACGGUUUCGGAGGACACCAGCACGACCACGGCACAGAUGUUUACCCAAAACGGUAAAGAGAUCAUCGAUGCGCUCAAGAGCCGCAUCGAGUCGCAACAGCGGCGGAUUAUUGCGAUGGAGCUGGAUAGGAAGGGUUCCAAUACGGUUGCACACGAGCUGGAGAAGAUGCAGGAAAAGCUGUGCACCAUGGAGGCGCAGAACGUGCGGCUGGAAGCUAAAACACUGCAGCUGCAGCUCGACAACGACAUGCUGCGUCAGAGCGAUGAAUCGGAGCGAUUGAAACGGCAGAUCAAGCAUCUGGAAGAGUACGUUAUCGCUCUGAAGGAAGAAAUCGCCAAAGCGACGGCUGGAUGCCCAGAGUCUAUCAACUUCGAGAAUCUGUGCGUUCGAUGCAGCCGACGCGGUGGCGGUUCGAAUGAUCUAGCCGAACGUAAUGCUAAUCUCGAGCAAACCGUCCUCACGCUGAAGCGUAUGAUCGAAAAGCUUCGGGCCGAGAACAAACAUCUCAAAGACCAUCGUAAUAGAGAGCGGACGGUCAGCGCGGAAUCUCUCACCAACCCACCGCAUGAAACGAUUGCCAAGGAGCUGUACGAUCGGCUCAAAAAGGAGCACGAAAAACUACAGCAAAGCCUCACGGAAGCCCUCAACAAACUGUCAGUACAGCAGGUGGAAAUCGAGCUUUUGUCGAGCGUUACGUGCACACGGUGUAAGGUACGGUGCAGUGGGGAGACAAAUCGCGCCGAUCCGGCGGACACCGACGAAGCGUUACGAGACAAGCUGGAGAAGAAAAGUCAGCUGCUGGAAAAGGCUAAAAUUUUGCUGCAACGUGCAGCGGCAAAGGAGCGAUACCUGAAGGAGCAAAUCGAUCUGUUACGGCGCAAGUGUUCCGAUUUGCAGAAUGUGCCCGUUAUAGACGAAAUAAGCGAAUAAAAGAGGGCAGGUCGUGAUAUUUUUCGUUCAAGGUAAUACAUCGUCUAUUUGCAAGACAGUGUGCUGCUUGUUCAGUAAGGAAUAGUGUGUAAGGUUAACGGAACAAUUUAAAAUCGUAAAAUAAUAUACAUGUAAACAGAACAGAU
This is a messenger RNA of Anopheles stephensi (Asian malaria mosquito), 6571 nucleotides long. RefSeq names its product centrosomal protein cep290 (gene Cep290). The record is from RefSeq and is a predicted model, not a curated record. The transcript has 11 exons. NCBI's taxonomy places the organism in Eukaryota, Metazoa, Arthropoda, Insecta, Diptera, Culicidae. Bases 126 to 6425 code for a protein of 2099 amino acids.